Cynoglossus semilaevis (tongue sole) is the source of this 2732-nucleotide messenger RNA. RefSeq names its product minichromosome maintenance complex component 7 (gene mcm7). Gene Ontology annotation, cellular component: MCM complex; nucleus. The coding region runs from base 190 to 2373 and encodes 727 amino acids. The record is from RefSeq and is a predicted model, not a curated record. Gene Ontology annotation, biological process: DNA replication; DNA strand elongation involved in DNA replication; DNA replication initiation. The transcript has 15 exons. Gene Ontology annotation, molecular function: ATP hydrolysis activity; single-stranded DNA helicase activity; ATP binding. NCBI's taxonomy places the organism in Eukaryota, Metazoa, Chordata, Actinopteri, Pleuronectiformes, Cynoglossidae.
UGACGACCGACUGGCGCCAAACUUCUCCGAGAGUAAAGACGGAAAGUGUGGAAGAAGGCGGCUGCAGGUUUCUACCGGUGACUGUGAGGCAGAGUGAAUUGAAAACUUAAACCCUGUUUGACUGCUGGAUUCUCUCAAACGAUCGAGUUAUUCGCGUGUUCUCGUCUAAGGCGUCGCAGUUCUUCCGCCAUGGCUCGUAAGGAUUACGCGGCAGAGAAAGAGAAAUGCAAGAGGUUCCUGCAGGAGUUUUACACAGAGGAUGACAACGGCAAGAAGGUUUUCAAAUAUGGCGCUCAACUUGUGGCACUGGCUCACAGAGAGCAGGUGUCCCUCUUUGUGGAGCUGGAUGACUUGGCAGAGGAAGACCCAGAGCUGGUGGAGAGCAUCUGUGAAAAUGCAAAGCGGUACACGGGCCUGUUCGCUGAUGCCGUCCACGAGCUGCUGCCAGAGUACAAAGAACGAGACGUUGUGGCCAAAGACUCCCUGGAUGUGUACAUAGAGCACAGGUUGAUGAUGGAACAGAGAGGCCGCGACCCCGCUGACACGCGGGACCGCCAUAACCAAUAUCCACCAGAACUAAUGAGAAGAUUUGAGCUGUACUUCAAAUCUCCCACUACAUCUAAACCUAAAGUUGUCCGUGAUGUACGAGCUGACAGCAUCGGACACUUGGUGAAUGUUCGGGGCAUCGUGACCCGAGCCACUGAGGUCAAACCCAUGAUGGCUGUAGCGACAUACACCUGUGACCAAUGUGGAGCGGAGACCUACCAACCUAUUCAGUCUCCUUCCUUCAUGCCUCUGGUCAUGUGUCCCAGUCAGGACUGUGUCACCAACAAAUCCGGGGGUCGUCUCUACUUGCAGACCAGAGGCUCCAAGUUUGUCAAAUUUCAGGAGCUUAAAAUCCAAGAACAUAGUGAUCAGGUGCCCGUUGGUAAUAUUCCAAGGAGCAUGUCCGUGUUUGCCCGUGGAGAAAACACACGUCUGGCUCAGCCUGGUGACCAUGUGGCCAUCACAGGAGUUUUCCUCCCACUGCUGAAAGCAGGAUUCAGUCAAAGUGUUCAAGGUCUCCUGUCAGAAACCUACAUGGAGGCACACAGCAUCACACUGAUGAACAAAACAGAAGAUGAUGAGCUCGGAAAUGACGAGCUGUCUGAGGUGGAGCUGCGUGACAUCACAGACGAGGGGUUCUAUGAGAAACUGGCCGGCUCCAUAGCACCUGAGAUUUACGGACACGAAGACGUGAAAAAGGCUCUUCUUCUGCUCCUGGUUGGGGGAGUACAACAAGCACCUAAAGGCAUGAAGAUCAGAGGAAACAUAAACAUCUGCCUGAUGGGAGACCCUGGAGUGGCCAAGUCCCAGCUGCUCUCCUACAUCGACCGUCUGGCUCCGCGAAGUCAGUACACCACAGGCCGCGGAUCUUCAGGUGUAGGUUUGACUGCGGCGGUGAUGCGUGACCCCAUCACUGGAGAAAUGACCCUAGAGGGUGGAGCCUUGGUGCUGGCUGAUCUGGGUGUUUGCUGCAUUGACGAGUUUGACAAGAUGGCAGAUGCAGACCGCACGGCCAUCCACGAGGUGAUGGAGCAGCAGACCAUCUCCAUAGCAAAGGCAGGCAUCAUGACCUCCCUCAAUGCCCGCUGCUCCAUCCUGGCUGCGGCCAACCCUGCUUAUGGACGCUAUAAUCCACGUAAGAGCCUCGAGCAGAACAUCCAGCUGCCUGCAGCUCUGCUCUCUCGUUUCGACCUCCUCUGGUUGAUCCAAGACAAACCGGACGCCGAUGCUGAUCUGCGUCUGGCCCAUCACAUCACAUACGUUCACCAACACUGCCGCCAGCCACCAUCUCACUUCACACCCAUCGAGAUGAAGCUCAUGAGACGAUACAUCGCACUGUGUAAAAAGCGUCAGCCAGUGGUUCCAGAAAAUCUGGCUGAUUACAUCACUGCCGCUUAUGUGGAGAUGAGGAAAGAGGCCCGAGUCAGCAAAGACACCACAUUCACCUCUGCCCGUACCCUGCUCUCCAUCCUGCGUCUAUCCACCGCCCUGGCACGUCUCCGCAUGAUGGACACUGUGGAGAAGGAGGACGUCAACGAAGCUAUGAGAUUGAUGGAAAUGUCCAAGGACUCACUCCAGGCCGACAAGUCGAGCAGCACAAGAGCUCAGCGUCCAGCUGACGUCAUUUUCUCAUUGGUUCGUGAACUGGCCACAGAGGGCGUGGUUGGCAAAGGUGGAGCAGGCGGUUUGGUUCGUAUGGCAGAGGCUGAGCAGCGAUGUGUGUCUCGUGGCUUCACUCCUGCACAGUUCCAGGAGGCACUGGAGGAGUAUGAGGAGCUGAACGUGUGGCAGAUCAACCAGGCCCGCACUCGCAUCACAUUUGUUUAAAAAAAAAAAAAAAAACUUGACCUGAGUUUCAGCUCACAUCAAGCUCUUUGAGUUUCUCAAAAACAUCACUUCAUUGGCUAGCAUUUUGUGAAACUCUGGAGCUGGAGGGUUUUUUAUUUUGACUACAUUGCAAAAAUUCUGCUUCUCAAGUUCAUUGUUAAUUAUUCCUGUUAUCAGUAAAAUUGCCUGUAAAUAUGUCAGAGCUUGUUAUUGGAAACUUUCUGCAACUAGAAGCUUAAAGCUUCAUCUGGAGAAGAGCUUUUCUGUACAUUUUAUAUUUAGAUUAAAAAGUAGCAAAGAGUGGAUGAGAAGGAACCAUGUGUUGUGAGAGUACUAAUAAAGAAUGGUUCAGUAUUGCA